Messenger RNA from Purpureocillium takamizusanense, 963 nucleotides. RefSeq lists its product as uncharacterized. The coding region runs from base 1 to 963 and encodes 320 amino acids. The record is from RefSeq and is a predicted model, not a curated record. NCBI's taxonomy places the organism in Eukaryota, Fungi, Ascomycota, Sordariomycetes, Hypocreales, Ophiocordycipitaceae. The transcript has a single exon.
AUGGCAGCCCGCGUCUAUGCAAUGGAAUUCUUGGCUGUCUUGAGCCGACGAGUGGACUGGAGCGCCGUUCUGCUGUUCGCAUCGACCAUCGCCGUCUUCGUUAUUCCCAUGUUCAUCAUAUUUCCCCCCGUGCCGGUCGAGCAAAGCGACGCGCUGGGGCAGACGCACUCCAAGCUCGGCCGGCCCCUGGCGCAACAUGGCACUUGCCCUGCUCCCACCCAACAACACCAGCACCAGACGACCCAGUCGAGUACUACUACUACUAGCAUUGAUGCCGCCCCUCUCGAGGUGCCGAGCCCAACGGCAGUCGUCUACCCCAUAAAGGCGUGUCGGGGCAUCGACGUGUCGCGCGCCGAGGACCAGCGGCGCAUCGGCUCCCUCCGCUGCGAUUCCCUCUACACCUUCGCCCAGCCGGCCAGCGCGGCGCUCCCUCCAGCGGAUCGAACCGGGACGGGAGACGCGCGACAGGGCCGCCCAGCGAGUCACGAGGACGGCGACGUUGAUCAGUGGGAGGCGUUGACGCGUAGCGACGUCCCGCCCCUGGCCGAUGUCAAGAUCGACGUGUGGCUCCCAGACGAGGCCAAGUCGAGCAGGCUGCUGGGCCGCGUCGAGGGCGGCUUCGUCGUCGCGCGCUUCCCGUGGGCCGAUGACGGUGUCGAAGGCGGCGAGGAGCUGUUGCGACGUCUGGCGCGGGUUCUGGCCGCCAAGCUGAGCCGCGGUCUGCGCGCCGUCCCGGAAAUGGAGAUGCGGCUGCCCCUCGAGUUCCCCCCCGAGGCGGACAUCGCGUCCAGGGGCUACCGCGGCGCGCGAGUUGCGCUUCGCCCGGGUGACGUGCGUCCCGCCCUGAACAUGGAGGCGGAGCUCCCGCCAGGGUUGGCGCGCCAUCUCGGCAUCAAGCAGCGUUUGGGGAUCCUUCGUCUGUGCGACGACGGGCUGGGAGACGAUGGACGCGGCACGGCGUAG